Messenger RNA from Camellia sinensis, 1266 nucleotides. Lineage: Eukaryota; Viridiplantae; Streptophyta; Magnoliopsida; Ericales; Theaceae. The record is from RefSeq and is a predicted model, not a curated record.
ACCCAAUGCAAAUCUCUCUCUGUACUGCUGUGGGGAUUCAACUCUCUCUCAGAUAUUCAUUUACAUAUAUCAUCAUGGCUCCAGCAGCAGCAACAGCAUCUGCAGAUUCUGUAAAGCCUAGAGAUGUUUGUAUUGUGGGUGUUGCGCGUACACCAAUGGGUGGAUUUCUUGGUUCUCUUUCAUCUUUACCAGCCACUAAGCUCGGAUCUAUAGCUAUUGGCAGUGCUCUUAAAAGGGCUCAUGUUGAUCCGUCACUUGUCCAAGAAGUUUUCUUUGGGAACGUCCUCAGUGCCAAUUUGGGGCAGGCUCCGGCUAGGCAAGCGGCAUUAGGUGCAGGAAUACCUAAUUCAGUGGUUUGUACCACCAUUAACAAAGUUUGUGCAUCAGGGAUGAAAGCAACUAUGCUUGCAGCACAGAGUAUCCAGUUGGGCAUCAAUGAUGUUGUUGUAGCUGGCGGCAUGGAAAGCAUGUCCAAUGUCCCUAAAUACCUAGCGGAAGCAAGGAAGGGAUCUCGACUUGGACAUGAUUCUCUUGUUGAUGGUAUGUUGAAAGAUGGAUUGUGGGAUGUUUAUAACGAUUAUGGAAUGGGAGUUUGUGCUGAAUUAUGUGCAGAACAACAUAAAGUAACAAGAGAAGAGCAAGAUGAUUAUGCCGUUCAGUAGUGGGUCCACCAGCAUUCCUCUCAAGGCCACUAGGACUCGUUACUUCAUAUGUGGUGUCGUUGGUCACUGUGGCAGUGGCAUGAAGCUAUCUGCCACCGCUGUCUUUGAUAAACCUACACGGAUACCAAUCCUCCUUCCUUUUCUUUUUUAAUCACACUGAUCCACCGCCCAACUUUUAUUUUCAUUAUUAUAAACCUUAGUUGGUCUCACUUCCCCCAAUUUCAAUACCCACUUUCUCUCUCCUCCUUUAUUAUGUGAGACUGAUGAUGGGGUAGCACAGCAGAGAUGCUCCACUUUUUAUCUAUUUCUUUCCAAACCCAACACCCUCUCUCUCCACUUUAUCACAUGGGCUUGUCCCCUCUCUCUCCUCCGUUUGAUUUCAAAAUCAAUUAUUUUUAUUUAUUUUCUCAAAACCAUUUUUAAUCUCUUUCAAAUAUCCACUCUAUAAUAAUAUAUCUUUUGCAGGGCACUACCCCCAACUUUAUUUUGAAAACAUCCAUGUUCCCUUCGUCAUCCACCUCACACCGAUCUUUUUCAAAUAACCCAUCCAAAAAUAUUUUUUUCCUCUAUUUUUUUAUUUUAUUUUAUUUUUAUUAAACAAAAC